This is a messenger RNA of Prorocentrum cordatum, 354 nucleotides long. Lineage: Eukaryota; Dinophyceae; Prorocentrales; Prorocentraceae. The record is from the annotation of a GenBank genome assembly.
AUGCUCUCAGAAGAAGGGCGCCGUACUCUGCUGAGACUCCGGAAGAAGCUGCGCGAGAUAGUGCAGAUCAACGAGAAGAUGGCAGCGGGGGAGCCAGUGGAGACGAACCAGCGGAUCAAGGCAGAAGCGUGGCCGCAGCUCAUGGAAGAGCUCAGACGGUUCGGCACAUUGACUAUGGACGUGCAACAGGUGUUGAUGAUUUUGUGGAGGUUGCACCUGGUGCGAGGCAGAGCAAGCUGGGAACGGAUGCAAGCAAGCUUGCUCAGCCAGGGCCGGCUCCUUCGGGGCGCAGUGGCACUUGGGCCUUCCGGCUACGGCGGGCCGCGGUGCCGGUGCCGGGAGCCUCAGCGCUAA